AUGGCCGAUCACUCUACCAUGGCGGCCUACGAAACGUCGAGUAACCGGAGUCCUCAGGAUGCUGAGAAGAAAGGGGAGCCUAUGGAGCGCUGGGCAUCCGUGGAUGUCGACUAUGGUGCCGAAACCGAUCUCAAGCGGAGCCUCUCUACGCGGCAUUUGACCAUGAUUGCGCUGGGGUCAUCGAUUGGUAUGGGGUUAUGGCUGGGAAGUGGUGAAUCGCUGGCGGAUGGUGGUCCGGCAGCCAUCUUCAUUGGCUACCUGCUGAGUGGCACGAUGAUUUGGUCCGUCAGCCACUCCAUCGGUGAGAUGGCCGUUAUGUAUCCUUUGCCGUCUGCAUUCACCCAGUGGACGGAGAUCUUCAUUGACAGAUCGGCAGCCUUUGCGCUGGGCUGGGCGUAUUGGUUCUCCUACUUCAUCACGAUCGCAAACGAACUUCAGGGUAUCGUCACGGUCCUUAACUUUUGGACGGACAAGGUGCCAACUGCGGCCUGGAUUACAAUCUUCUGGGUGGUGAUUAUCUUCAUAAACGUCUUUGCGGUCCGGUUCUUUGGCGAGGUAGAGGUCAUUGCCUCCUCUAUCAAGUUCGGAUGGAUCUUUGUGGUCAUCAUUUCUCUGAUCGUGGUUUCGGCCGGCGGCGCUCCCGACGAAGGACCGAUCGGCUUCCGCUACUGGAACUCGAUGCCAUUCACCAACGGCUUCAAAGGCUUCCUGUCUGUCAUGCCCACCUGUAUCUUCGCCAUGUCCGGAUCGGAGAACUCGGCGCUGGUUGCAGCGGAGACAGACAACCCGCGCAAGGCGGUGCCACGCGCCGUGAGCUCGAUCUGGUUGCGCCUGUCGCUGUUCUACGUCCUGGGCUCGUUGAUGAUCACCAUCACGGUGUCACCGAAGGACCCCAAUCUUUUUGGCGGUAGUGGCGUCAACGCAUCGCCGUUUGUCAUUGCCUAUCGCAACGCGGGUCUUGCUCCAUUGGCUCACAUCAUGAACGCGGUGAUCUUCAUCUCUGUGCUGUCGACGGGAAGUAUUUCUGCCUAUGGUGGCUCGCGGACACUGAUGGGAUUGACGCAUCUCAAGCUCGCGCCAAAGAUCUUCGGCAAAGCCGACAAAGCCGGUCGUCCCGUCGCCGGACUCGUCAUCACGCUCGUCAUCGGCGGCGGCCUGGCCUACCUCAACGUGAACAACAAGGGUUCGACCGUCUUCACCUGGUUCUCGAACCUGACCUCCCUCUUCACGCUCUUCGGAUGGGGCACCAUCUGCCUCUCGCAUCUCCGCAUGCGCUACGCCUGGAAGAUCCAAGGCCGCUCCGUCGAUGACCUCCCCUGGCGGUCCUGGACCUACCCCUACGGCGCCAUCUGGGGCUUAACCUGGUGCAUCCUGCUCAUCAUCGCCGAGUUCUAUCUCAGUUUGUGGCCCCUGGGCGGUAAUCCCACGGCCAAGGGCUUCUUCGCCAACUAUGUGUCCGUGGUGGCGAUUGUGGUGCUGUAUAUCGGGGCGCGUUGCUACUACCGUGGACGGUGGUGGGUGGAUGCGAGCACGAUUGAUCUCGAUGGUCCUCGUCGGUUCUAUGCCGAGGUGGCGGAUGUUGAGGCCAGACCGGCUAAGACGGGGGUGAAGAAGUAUGCCUCGAUGGUGGUGUCUGCUGUUUUUUAG
Aspergillus tubingensis is the source of this 1647-nucleotide messenger RNA. Its product is annotated as putative amino acid transporter. Gene Ontology annotation, cellular component: membrane. The record is from RefSeq and is a predicted model, not a curated record. The transcript has 4 exons. Gene Ontology annotation, biological process: amino acid transmembrane transport. Gene Ontology annotation, molecular function: amino acid transmembrane transporter activity. NCBI's taxonomy places the organism in Eukaryota, Fungi, Ascomycota, Eurotiomycetes, Eurotiales, Aspergillaceae. The coding region runs from base 1 to 1647 and encodes 548 amino acids.